Messenger RNA from Amphimedon queenslandica, 878 nucleotides. RefSeq names its product piggyBac transposable element-derived protein 4-like. The transcript is spliced from 2 exons. NCBI's taxonomy places the organism in Eukaryota, Metazoa, Porifera, Demospongiae, Haplosclerida, Niphatidae. Bases 42 to 674 code for a protein of 210 amino acids. The record is from RefSeq and is a predicted model, not a curated record.
AAGGGAUAAUCUGACAAUUAUUAUUUUGCUUUUAUUUUACUAUGGAUUCGUCAAAUGACUGGAAUUGUUAUCAAGAAGAGUACGAACAAGACUCAGAUACAGAAAUAAGUUCAUUGGACUGGUUGGUCUCGUUCUGCAACAACAAUACCAGUUUAAGUUCUCCAUCUGAUGAAAGUUCUGAAGAUUAUGAUAGCAGUGACAGUGAGAAGAAGGAGGAGGAGGAAGAAAAGGAGUCUACUUGUAUUGAUGGUGAGGAUUUUGAUGGUCUUCCCUGUACAUCAAAGCUUAAGAAGAAAGCGAGUGCUUAUGCACUUGAUGUUUCUUUUCAAACUGGAAGUUACCCAGAGUUUAAAGGUUUGGAAGGUCCAUCACCUGUUGUUGAUCAUUCUAUGAGUCCUUUUGAUCUUGUCAAACUUCUUUGGCCGGAUUCAAUAUGUGAGUUGACAGCCAAAGAAACUAACAGGUAUGCCAUUGUACAUCGUAAAAUUAGGAAGUGGAAAAAUGUAACUACUGAAGAAGUUUGGGCAUUUUUAGGGAUAACUGUAGUGAUGGGAAUUCAUCGUUUGCCUGAAAUAGACAAUUACUGGAGCUCUGACCCUUUACUUGGUGUUGAAUCUGUUAAAAAGUGUCUCGUAAUAGGUUUUGGGCAAUUAGAGGUUACAUACAUUUGGUAGAUAACAGCAGUGUAGAGAAAACAUCAAGCCUGAGUUAGAAGCUCAAGCCUGUAGUUGAAGUUUUAUGUCAUACAUUUUUGGCCCAUUUUAAUCCUGGUCAAGAGCUUUCUUUAGAUGAAGCCAUAGUUAAGUACAAAGGUAGGAGCAGUGGGAAAGUUAAAAUGCCCAAAAAACGCACUCAAAAAUGAUUUAAGGUUUGGUCUU